UAGCAGGUAAGCAGCCAAUUCCCCGACCAUUGUGCGUUUUGUUAUCAAAACAAUCCGAACCCGUGGCCCUUUUUUAGUCAGCUAUAACCGGACAUCAGGAUGGUGAGCAGUAAGGUAAAGGCCACAGAGCGCGAUAAAGAUGCCGAACACCGCGACUAUUCGUGCGACGGGUCACCGCUGCCAGCAGAACCUCUUUCAAAUGCAAAUAGACCGAAUCCACCGAUACCGACCCAGAAAACGUCACGGGGCAGUAAAGCCAAGAACAGCUGUCAAACAGGCUCAAAAAAACACAAGUCCACUUCUGAAAAGAAAUACCUCGGAGUCCGAGUGAGAAUGCCAGUACGGGACAUGCUCAGAAAUAUACGGAUAGCCAAGGGUAUUGACCCUAAAGAUCUGCAGCACUGUCUCCGGUCCAAAGGAGAUAAAAAACGAGUUAACACAAGUGGAAAACGAAGACGUUUUCUGAAGAAACAUCAAACAAAAAGUCUUGAGGAGCUUGCGAUUAUUGUAGAAGUGUUGGAGGAGGAUCUUAAGACCUGUCAGUCAUACAGAUUGGCAAACAAAAGCCCUUCAGGACAGGAAAAUGAGAUACCUUUGUCUCCAAGCUACUCGGUACCCUCCGAGACCUCCCCUGUCCACUCUGUAUCCAGCUCCUACCCGUCCCCAACUUACAGCCAGGGUGCUGAUGUUUCCUUGGGGAACCAGGAAGAACACAACAGUUAUGAGCUAGCUAACUACAGGUAUGAUGAUCUACAUGGAAUGAGCUGCUCUCCUGCCAACUCAUGUGAAUAUCAGGUGCCCUCCCCACAAGAGUCAUUCAACGCCAGUCCCAACUCAGAAGUCUGGGAUGUUUCUUCUCAAAAGAUGACCUAUGCACCAUGGCCACAUUCUCACCAGGAAGAGUGGCGUGAUAUGACCUUCUUCUGGACUCAACUGGAAAGAGAAGAGAAUCUGCUAAAAGAGAUAUCAGACCAAGAGCUUCUUGCUGUAGAUGAAAACGGAAGGAUUCUUUUACACAGAGUUGUUGAGGAGGGAAAGAGAUCCCUCGUGUAUGUUAUUGCCAGAAGGAUGGCAGCUCUGAAGAAACUAGAUAUCAAAGAUUCAGAGGGAAAGACUCCCCUUCAUCUUGCUGCACAGAAGAAUCAACAUUUCAUGGUGGCUGAUUUGGUGUCACUUGGUGCAAAUAUCAAUGUGAAGGACCGAUAUGGGAAAACAUGUCUUCAUCUCAGUGCAGAGAAUGGAUAUGUUCGAGUCUUGGAGGUCCUGAAAGGUUUGAUGAGAAAUGGCAAAUAUAUUAAUUUGGAGGAAAGAGAUGCAAACGGGCUCAGUGCGCUGCAGUGUGCAGCAGUAGCCCUUAACCACACGGUGCGGGAGCUGGAGCUGUGCGAGUCUGCGGGAUGGGUCAGACUGCACACCCUUCGUAAGGAGCAGAUGAUGGAAACUCUAGAGUGCCUCCUUCAAAUGGAGUGCUGUUUACACACUCCGGAUCAAGGUCGCUUUAAUGUGAUGAAAAGAGCUGUUGAUUCGAAGCGGUGUGAACAAACGGCCUUCUUUCAGUCAAAUGAAAUCAAGGCCAGAAACAACGUGAUUUAGAAGCGGGUUGGCUACAUGCACAGCUGCUUCUAGCAAGAGUUGUUUUCUCUGUCAAGCCAGGCAGUGCUGUUAACUGACGGUAAAUGUUUUUGAGUGCAUACAAGCUUUUACCUGCCGUUCCAAAAAGGAGAACGAGUCUUUGUGUCAUGGUAAAGCUAUGUAUUAUGCAACUGUAGAUUUUGUUCAGUGUUGAUGUGAAAAGUGUAUCGCUGAACAAAAACACAAUGGUUGCCCAUUAGCUGGUUUCUGUGAAACUUCCACUGUUAGUUACGUUUGAGUAGCAAAACGUUGAGUAGAAAAGUGUGGUAGGACUUACGAGUCUGUCAAAUGCCACAGGUCCUAUUUGCUCCAAGAGCAAAUAGUUUGAUAUUGAGGAGACUGUAAUGGUUAUGUAUAUUGGCGUACAAUGGCAAAAUGCAGUAACUGUGCCAACAAUGCUCUAAAAGAAUGCUGGGUUAAAAACAACCCAGCGCUGGGUGAAAUAUGGACAAACCCAGCAACUGGGUUGUUUUGACCCAGCUAUUGGGUUAAAUGUUUAACCCAACCUUUCUUCUAGGUAGUCUAUAUUUUACCCAGUGCUGGGUUGUAUUUAACCCAGCAUUUUUUUUAAAGUGAAAGGAACUGAUUUUUUUUAAUAUAUUUGAUGUGAUUUCUUAUCAAGCCAUUUCUCUGAAUCUAGAAGGUAAGAUUUUGACAAAAAAGGCAGUUCUUGUAUUUUGCUUUUGCCCAACAAUAUACUUGUAUGUUUCCUUUUAAAAAUAAUGGCAUUUACAACAAUAUACAUAUGCUGGUGUUAUUUUCUCUUUUGCAAAGUUGCAAGUAAAUUCCUAAAACAUUUGGAGUCAGUAAGAUUAUUAUUAUUAUUAUUAGUUAAGAAAUUAAUAGAUUUAUUUAAAAGUGACAUUAAAAUGCAUUUGUGAUGCUACAAAAGAUUUCUAUGUCAAAUAAAAGCUGUGCUUUUGAAUUUGUAUUCAUCAAAGAAUCCUGAAAAAAGGUUUCCACAAAAAAUAUUAAGCAGCGUAACAGUUUUUAACAUUGAUAAUAAUAAUAAGAAGAAAUCAGCAAUUAGAAUGAUUUCUGAAGAAUCAUGUGACUGAAGACUGCAGGGCUCUAUGUGUACUUUUCUGUUUAAAAGCACCUUCUAAACAGAUCAAAAAUAAGCCUUGCCAUUACGAGGUGAUAUUUGACUCAAAGUGAUUUACAUCGGAAUUUUGUUUUUACCUUUGUAAUCGCAUUUUUCUAACUUUAUUAAAAGUAUGUCAUCUUUUAUGUCAAAUUUUUUUAAAAUGUGGCUUGUAGGCAUAUUUUAAUAUGUUUAAUGAGGCUCGGAGGUGGCAUGAGUGCAUUCAAAUUCAUAAAUUUAUGUUGAGAUUAAUGUUUUAAAUCAAACAUUUUGAAUAUAGAAAUAUUAAAUGAAUUAAAUAACUGAAAAGAUGCUUUAAAAAUGAAACUAAAACUGCCAGUGGGUGACGGCAAGUCACUGAUUUUAUCACUGAAUCAUUCAUUCAUUCAUUUGAUUCGAAGGGCUGAUUCAUUCAGCAAUAAAGCAAGUGACUGUCUUUAUGAAUGGAUAAUUGAAUCAUUGACUCACUAGAGUUUAAAAACACAUUCAUUCAUAUGAAACACUGCUGUGUUUGAAUAGAGAUGCACAGCGGCUCAGUUGUGACUUGUUUCAAACCAGUUUUGAUGAUGAAUUAGAGCAAAAUCAGGCAAUAGUGUUAUAGUCAGACAAAGUAAGUCACUUAAUAUUAACUUGUUUAUUUAACUGUUGUAUUAAAUCAAAAUCUCAUUUACAAACUCCCUUAAAAACAAUUAAAAUCUGUCACUCAGUUUAGUUCAUCUCUAUCUCAGAAAGUUCAAUUAUAAUCAGUGAAGAUCCCUGCACUGCACAAUGAAUCUCUUAUAUAUAAAUAUAUAAGAAUUGUGAAAGAAUUUGUGAGAUAUGUCUGUGAUACAUUACUCAACAUUGCAAAAACAUGUCAACCUUUGAAGCUCCCCUCAGCGCAAACACAAAUAUGCUGAUCGGGCCAGUUGCACUGGUGCUCCUAAAUAUUUUUUCAUAGUCGCACACAGUAGUUUUCAGUAACACUGUAGAGCCCUGUACUAGAGUAAUGAUGCUGAAAAUUCAGAUUUUCAGAUUCAGAUUCAGAAAUUUUAAUAGAAAAUGGUUAUUUUAAUUUGUAAUAAUAUUUGAGUUUUUAUUUUAUUUUAUUUUAUUUUAUUUUAUUUUAUUUUAUUUUAUUUUAUUUUAUUUUAUUUAAGGAAUAGUAGUCUUGGUCAGCAUAAGAGAAUUCUUCAAAAAACAUUUUAAAAUCCUUACUGACUCCAAACGUUUUAACGGUUGUGUAUAUCGAUAUCUUAUUUACUAGAGUAGUAUGAAACCCAAGAAACAUAUAUGAAGAUUUGUAGUACAUAUAUGCUAUAGUGUUUGAGGUCGGAAGCUUUAAAAAUAGCCUUAAAAACAGGCAGACACGAUAAAACCUAUUAGUUUUGUGUACUGGGGACUAUAAGGUGUUUCCAACAAUAUGGUGUUUAGCAUAUUUUUGUAAUAGGUAACAGUAAUAUUCUUUAAUAUGUCUUAGAAUUCAUAUUUUGUGAUUGUUCUCUUUUCUGUUUUGCAUUAUUAAACCAAUGUGCAUGUAAAACUGUUAAUGUUACACUGGCUCACCGAGGGUAAAGUAUAUAUCUUGCAUACUAAAUAUAAUAGGGGUGCUGUAUGUAUAUGACAUAUUUAGGGCUUCAUUUAUGUUUUAUUAUAAGACAUCUUGUGUGGAAUAGUUGUUUUUUCCAAAUACUUGUUAACAUGGUUUUAAAAAUGAAAUAGACACAUGACGUGUUAAGGGGAGUGGGUGUGAAUUAAAAAUUAUUGAUGUAAUUGGAUACUUUGUGGUCAACUGUGAAAACUUGUUUUAAUUAUAAAUACCUAUAUAUGUGUACUCAUAUUAGUUAAUACAGUAUAUUGUAUAAGAAUUAUGGUAAAUGGGUGUGUGUAUCAAAUACAUUUACUUUUUUAAUUAAUGUGGAAUACUUUAUGGAGGAUAAAUGUAUAUUAAGGACAAACAUGACUUCUUUUUUGUGUGUGUGUGUGUGUGUGUCAAAGUAAGCAGCAUGUCAAACACUGCAGAUUAUUAAGCAUCAGGUCACAAAAUGUCAACGAUUUCUGAAAACAAAACAAGGUGUUCAAACUCGCCACGUCUGUGAUUAUCUAUGCGUAUACAGAGGAGAUUUUUUGUAUUAUUGGUAUCGGGAGUUAUAUUUGCAUUACUUUGGAAAGAGGAGUUUUCAUAAACGUAAAUUAUGAGUUUUUGGACUCCCAUCAGUCAUAUCGUGCGCAGGUCUGUGCCAGAGGCAUUAUGGGGCAGGUUUGUACAGAUGAGAUACCAGUGUAAUUAUCUGGUUGCGCUGUUGUUUUCAUCUUGACCCUGUUCGAGAGAGAGAAAGAGAGAAAGAGAGAGAGAGAGAGGGAAUCAGUCUUGCUAUGGUUAUAGACACAGUUUAUGUCACAUAUA
Molecule: messenger RNA, 5102 nt
Organism: Labeo rohita (rohu)
Lineage: Eukaryota; Metazoa; Chordata; Actinopteri; Cypriniformes; Cyprinidae
Exons: 10
Coding region: 100-1593 (497 amino acids)
Biological process (GO): regulation of gene expression
Cellular component (GO): nucleus
Molecular function (GO): POU domain binding; DNA binding
Source: RefSeq, a predicted model, not a curated record